UUCAGGGGAUUUGAGCUCACAUCCUUUCCGAGGGAAGGGAUAUUCACAGGGCCAUGCGCUCACUGUUGGCUCUGUGCUUGGCCUCGCUCCCGGGCCUGCUCUGGACUUCAUCACUGCUUGUGGAGAGGGAGAACAGCCAGUCAAACAUCUGUAAGGUCGCUCCGCACUGGGAGAUUGACGGCCGCGCUCCCAUGAACGAACUGUUGGGAAACGUGGUGGUGGUAGCACUGCUGAAAGCCAACUGAUAUUUCUGCCUCACGCAGGCUGCUAAGCUGGGAGGCCUGCGUCAUAAGCUGGUGAAGGGAAACCUGACCGGCGUUGCGUUUCUGAUCGUGAACGAACAGGACGCUCAUUCAAGAGCCGUGUACUGGGAGCUGAAGAGACGGACAGCAGAGGGCAUCCCCGUGUACCAGCAGAGCCCAUUGCAGCCCAACGUCUGGACCACGCUGCAGGGGGACAAGGACGACUUCUUAGUUUACGAUCGAUGCGGCCGUCUGACGUUUCACAUCGUUAUGCCAUUCAGUUUCCUGCACUACCCGUACGUUGAGGCAGCCAUCAGAGCCACGUACUUCCAAAACAUCUGUAACUGCAUGCUGGAUUCUAACUCUACUCAGCUAACUACCAGCAACGUGACCACUGGAAGAAGUUUAGAGCAGAACACGACUGCAACAGAAUCGUCUAACAACAACAAUCAUCACCACCAUGACCAUCACGAUCACAUUCACGUUCACCAUGACCACAGCCAGAAUCGUUCCUCUCAAAAUCCACUCAUCAUACAGACCACCAGGACCACGACGGUGGAGAAACACACUCACCAUGAAGAUGACGGUGGAGAAAGCCACUCAGAACAUGAACGUCCCGUAACCACACAAACGCACAGUUAAGCCUUUUUCAAAUCCAGGAUGUCAUACAGCAUGCCAUGGAACAGCUGAGACGUAUUUCAUUCUCUUUAUUUACUUUACUGUUGUACCAGAGCUACGAUGCGAAAUCAUCUCACUCGUACAAGCUGCAUGUUUAAAUUAUCACCAUCAUCGUUGUGGUUUGUUCAGCGCGUGGUUUCUGACGCACUUUGUCUAAAAACGUGGACGAUAUUACAAUCAUAGCUCCGUCCUGAAUCCAAACCAUAUCCUGUAUGAAAUUUGCUAAUACAAGUACGUAUUGUGAAAUAACGCGCCUCAUUUAUCACUCUGUAUACGAACAAGUUCAUUUCGUAAAUAAUUCGUAGCAGUAUUUACGCAAGGUAUGUUCACGAAUAUCUAAUUCGUUUGCAAAAAUCUUCCUAUCCAGU
This is a messenger RNA of Neoarius graeffei (lesser salmon catfish), 1288 nucleotides long. RefSeq names its product selenoprotein P2 (gene selenop2). The record is from RefSeq and is a predicted model, not a curated record. Gene Ontology annotation, cellular component: extracellular region. Gene Ontology annotation, molecular function: selenium binding. Gene Ontology annotation, biological process: selenium compound metabolic process. The transcript has 4 exons. NCBI's taxonomy places the organism in Eukaryota, Metazoa, Chordata, Actinopteri, Siluriformes, Ariidae.